Molecule: messenger RNA, 8038 nt
Organism: Magallana angulata
Lineage: Eukaryota; Metazoa; Mollusca; Bivalvia; Ostreida; Ostreidae
Exons: 13
Coding region: 1-7938 (2645 amino acids)
Molecular function (GO): protein binding
Source: RefSeq, a predicted model, not a curated record
AUGGUUCUUCAAUUUAAAACAUUCGAUUCCCACAGUGGUCUUUUUUCAAUCGAAUAUUUUCUUGGAACGUCACGUGGAGGGAAUGAACUCGCCUAUAAAACAUUCGCUGUACAUACUCUGGGAAAUGAGAGUUGUGAUUCUUUUGUCAAUUGCUACUGUCCUAGUGUUGGACCCUGCGAAAAUUCAUUUUAUACAGUAAAAUUCAACCAUCUGAUAAAGAAUAACACCAACACUGGGCAACACAACAGGGCCUAUUAUUUUACUGUAAAGGUAACAAACGGAGCACGGCUGGUUGCUAUUGAACAUGUGGACAUUCUUGCUGAUGAUUCACCUCCAGUGAGAGGAGUGGUUGUUGAGGGACCUGAGGGAUAUCCUGAUAUUGAUUAUACCAGCGAAGCAUCGGUGAUUGUGAGAUGGAACGGGUUCAUAGACCAUGAAAGUGGAAUUAUGAAAUACCGCAUUGGUAUCGGUGAGCACUGUCUUACAGCAACAGAGAUGAAUGUCUACUCUCACGACCUGCCAAAUAAUUCUAGUCUUUAUGAAUCAUCAGAAGCAUAUCUUAAAGUUAAUUUACCACACGAUUGCCUUUAUUAUGUUUCGGUGUUAGCAUACAACAAUGCGUUAGAACCAUCAGAGGUUGCCUGUUCAGAUGGUGUUUUUCGAGACACGACUCCCACCAAGGUAACUGAUUUAACUCUGGAAUCAGCUAAAAUUAAACCUGUUAUUGGAUGUUAUGAUAAUAAGGUCUGGCAUAUUUUUGAAAACUUAACGGCAUACGAACUUCAGAAAACCGAACAAUGCAACAUUGCUUGUAAUUCAACUAUGACUAUGCAACUCGUUGAGUACCUACCAAAGCGAAACCGGUACUCAAACCAUUCCUCAUACUCGACAGCUAUGUGUACAAAAUUAUCUAGUUUCUCAGAAAAUUGGUUUAUAUAUCUUCCAACUGACAAAAUAAAAUUAAGAUGGGCCUUAGAAGAAAAUGAAUCACAAAUCCAGAAAGUAUACACAGGAUUUGGAUCAACAACCAGCGCAAGCAUGAGUCCAGACUUGAUAUCGUAUUUAGAAACUAAAAAAAUCAAUGAAUAUCAAAUCGUGCAUUCGGGUUUGGAUCCUGGCAUACCAGUUUAUGCUUUUGUUAAAGUAAAGAACAAGGCCGAUCUCACAACCCUUGUCCCAUUUGGACCUUUAAUCAUCGAUGAGACGCCUCCCUUAUACCGAGGAAACGUUGCUGUUAUCCAAGAUCCUGAAUACAUCUAUGUCGGUUGGACUGAAAAUACAUUUAUGGAGGCAGAACAAAAGGAACCAAUUGAGUCUGUGCUUUUUCGAAUAGGUUGUGGAAACGUAUUAAGAACACCUCUGUUGGAAGCAAAAAUAUUUGAGAAGUGUCCUGGAAACUUUUCAUCUUGUUUUAAAUAUCCACAUGAAAGGGUCCUCAAAUUUCAUACUAAUGAUGAAUCAAAACACUAUUUUAACCUGUACGUUUACAACAUAGCAGGACAUUUUGCAGAAGUUCAGACUGAUCCCUUUUUUCUUCCACCUCGGUUUCCACCAACAACAGGGAUACUUAUUGAAACAGAGGCCGGACACUUAUCAUCCAACAACGAUAUUGACUAUACUUUUCAGACCAACCAAAUUUGUUUUGAUUGGAAAGGAAUAUGGCAUGUUCAAAAUAUGUCAAUAGAAAUAGGACUCGGAUCUAGCAGAGAAUCAGCUGAUGUUCAAUUUUUUAAAUCUAUAUCAAAUGAUGAGAAUUGUUUACACAACUUGCGACUAAAACCAUUUAAGAAAUAUUAUACAUUUGCGCGUGCGACUGUUGCAGGUCAUGUACAGUCCGUGGUUAUUUCCGAUGGAUUCACGGUCAUUGACAAAGCAGACGUGCUUAAUGCCCUACACGUCCGAAUAGGAACACCUUGCGGGGCCAAACAUUUAACAGAAGUUGAUGUUGAAAUGGCAAAUACCACAAAUGUAUAUUUCGUAAAAAGUAAAUUACGAGAAAAUCAAAUAUAUACAGCUGUUUCAAAUAACACUGCCCUUACAAGUGAAGAUGUCGUAUGGAUUGAUGAGAUGAAUAAACAAUUUGUUGCCAUUGUUCCGCAGCCUAAGUUCUAUGUACUAAACAAUAAUCCUGUAUCUAUACUUCCCUGUCAGGAGGAUAAACGGUUUCAGUCCAGUAAGCACACGUUAGAUGUGUUUUGGGCAUAUGAUAAAACAGAGUCAAUUACGCACUAUAAAGUAGCUUUGUUUAAGAUUAACAAGGAUAGAACAGAGACACUGAUAGAAACGUUCAAAAACGUUGGUAAAAACAUGCAGAUCCAUCUCAAUAAUUUGCAUUUACAAAACAACCAACUGUAUCGUUCAUUAGUCCAACCUUGCUUCCAGAAAACGUGUUUGAAAGGGAAGUAUUCGAAAGAUGUAUUGGUUGAAGAAUUGCUUCAUUCCAGUUAUGACAUAGAAGCAAUUUUCGUUGUGAACGGAAGGGAUGCCCAAGAAGUGGAUGUUAAUGUGAAGUUUGAUGCAUUUAGAUGUGGUCAAACGAACAAUGCCAUAGGGUAUGCUGGGGCAUUAUUUGAAGCAAUUGAUCAUCAUCAUCAACUUACAUCUUGGUAUCUAUUGCCCUUAAACACUUCUUACAAUACAUUUGAUAUUGACAUUCCAUAUACGUUGCCCGUUUACGGAUACAAAAGUAUGAAAAUCUGUGUUAAAGGAAUAUGCCGAUCUGGACAGUCAAAAACAUCUUGUACAAAUCUCAAAGCGAAAUCCAAUCCUAAUGAGAUUACAACUGGACAUCUUUACGAGAUCGAUUCCGAGGGAGAUAACUUCAAGGCAAUCCUCAAACUAGCGAACAGUCAACAUUUAGGAGAUAAAAUAAGACUUGUUCAUGAUGCAGAAGUCGAUGUGGUAUCGCACGGUCGAAGAGUACACGGAUUCAUGAACGGAAUAGAUGGAAAGGUUGUAACUUGGUACCUAAUGGAAAAACAAUCAUUGCCUCAACUUACAUGCAAUGCUGAUAUCUAUUGUCUCCAAACGACAACCUCAACAGAUGGGAUAGGAAGGUUUAACACACAGGGGUUACGAGCCGGCACAUAUUUUAUAUGUGCUAUUGUAGAAAGCAACAACUCGAGUAACCUUAAACAUUUAACAUCAGCGGAAAAGGACUUUUCCACAUGCGGGAAUGGCUUUGUUAUUGAUGAAUCGCCACCCGCUGGUGGCCUUGUAGAAAUUUCUAGCAACAAUGAUGAUUUUAUUAGUGACAAAAACGAGUUAGAAAUACAUUGGUCGGAUUUUCACGAUGAUGAAAUGAAACUAAGCGUUGAACAUUCUGGUAUCGCUAGAUAUGAAGUCUCGCUAGGUUCCAUUUUCGGUGGUCAAGAUGUCGUUCAAUACAGAAAUGUUGGUUUGCAGACGUCAGUAGUAUUUUUCAACAUUAGCCUGAAUAUUGGAAUGACAUAUUUUGCCACAGUAAAAGCGUUUGAUUUUGCCGGCCAUGUCACAGAAGUCACUUCCUCUGGAAAAACACUUGAUUUCACCGCCCCUGAAUUGGGAAUGAUUUUCGUACGAUUUUCUGGACUUAAAGAUGAUAUUUCAACAAUUCAUGAGCUCUUUGUCCAGUGGGAAGGUUUUGUUGACGAAGAAAGUGGAAUUAAAGACACCUUAUUGGCUAUGGGUUCUACAAAUGAAUCCACGGACAUUUUGGAUUUUCGCUCAGUCACAGGGGGGUCUACCAUAAUCAAGGAGCUUGAAUCUAUGCGAGAUGGACACCAAUAUUUUAUAAUUCUAAAGGUAUUAAACCACGCGGGCCUCCAUACGAUUGCAGCAUCAGAACCGUUUUUAUUUGACAAGUCUCCACCUGAAAAUGGUAUUGUUUAUGAUGGUCUCGCAAAUGAUGUUGACUUUCAAAACGACAUUCAGUCAUACACUUGCCAUUGGUUUGGUUUUCUUGACCCUCACACAAAUAUAGAGUAUUACGAAGUUGGACUUGGUACAAAACCUUUCACAUAUGAUAUAUUCCCCUCCAGAUUUGUUGGACUUCACAAAAAUAAUUCUUGGAGUGGGGUUUUUGAACCUGGAGUACAAUAUUACGCUACGGUUAAAGCUUGUAAUCGUGCUGGACUGUGCUCUUUGAAAUCUUCGAAUGGCGUCAUCAUGGAUAACUCCCCUCCAGUCCCUGGAUUAAUUCAUAUUGGAUUUAGUGGCCAUCACGAACCUUUCUUGCCUUAUAAUAAUUCUGUUUCUGCGUCAUGGGUGGGGUUUAUAGAUCCUCAUUCUGGAAUCGAUCAUUUCGAGUGGUGUUUAGGGAAACACCCCGGUCUUUGCAAUUAUGUUGAUUACGAAAAUAUCAUGCUAUCAAACAGAGUGACCAAGACUGGUAUGUCGCUUCCAACAUCAACAGAUCUCUAUUUUACGCUGAAAUCAAUCAAUAGAGUUGGACUAUCAGUAGAACGUACAUCUGCUAAGUUCCAGAUUGAUACAAGUCCUCCAGUUGCGGUGAAAUCUCCAACGUUUAUUACAAAAGAUCAUGGGGUUUCCCUAGUCAAUGGAACUCAGUUUGACAACUCCUUGAUCACCAUACAAUGGCAAUUCCAAGAUUUAGAAAGCUCCAUUGUAAGACAUCAAUUAGUUCUAGAAGUAAAUAGAAACGGACAUGUUGCCUAUGAAACAAAAGAACUUGGAAGUCAAAUGCAGAUAACUUUAAUGUCCCCAAACGGAACAUUUUUAAAAGAUGGCGACGCUUACAUUGCAAAGGUUACCAGCUGUAAUGGUGCAGGUCUUUGUACGACAGCUAUAUCGGAUACACUUCUGAUUGACUCCACUCCUCCCUUCUUGGGUGGUUUUAUGAACACAAUGACUUGGAUAAAUGUUGGUAAUGAAACCAGAGUACAACUUGCGUGGUAUGGAUUUAUUGACCACGAGUCGGGGAUACAUGAAUAUGUUAUUAGUUUAAGUAGUUCAUAUUCUGGAAAUGAAUUAUCCGACGGUCUAAAACGUGUCCGCCAUGCUAACACUUCUCGACAAACUGCUUCAUUAACUCUGUCAAAAAAACUCAAAAGCAAUGAUGCUGUUGUGUUAACUGUGAUAGCCAUAAACUCAGUCGGUUUGAGAAGUUCUAUAGGAAAGGCAUCUGUUAUUCUUGUUCCUAGUGAUUUGAACCAUACAAAGGGCAUCUUAACAUUUCAGAGACAUUCAUGUAUAUCUCAUUAUUGCAAUAACGAUUGUACUUGUGCAGUUGUUGGGAAAAAAUGUCUGAAUAAAGUUAACGCACCAUGCAAAGAACUGCAGAAUGUUUCUGAAUUAAUGUUGAACAUUUCGGUACAUUUUGGACUUGCUUCUUUUCCCGUUUCAAUAAUGUCAAGCGCCACCUGCUUUUCGGGGUUUUGGACAGAUGAGGACCGAUUGAAAAAGGUUUUACGUUAUGAAUGGAGUAUCGGUGAAAGCGGAGAAGAUCCAGGAUAUGGAAUCUUUGAUUCAAAAAAAGAAAGUGUGUGGUAUGAUAAUGGUCUUCAAGAAGAUAUUGAAUAUUGUUUGCCCUUCCUCAAAAAGCUAAGUCAUGGUCAACAUUAUACACUUUAUAUCAAGGCAUGGGUAUCGGAGAAUGAAUUCUCAAUAUUCCACUCAAAACCACUCUUAGUUGAUUUAACACCUCCUGAGAGAAGACGAGGCCAUUCAGUGAUCGAGGCAGAAGGUCACUGUUUAAAAGAUAUUGAUUAUAUUGAUUCAUUGAAACUAAUAAAAAUUUGUUGGGAAAAUUUAUUCUCGGAAAAGGAAGGAGAAAUAGUGACAUAUUACUUCAGUGGUGGAACAAGACCUUUUGGUGAUGACUUCAUACAGAAAACAUCGGUUAAUUUAUCUACAGUUUUUGAGGUCAAUCAAGCAAUGACACCAGGAACCACCUACUUCUUCACCGUCAUUGCUAGAAAUAAUAUGGGUCUUGAAACCACUGCAAUAUCCGACGGAAUACUUGUUGAUACUGACAGUCCUACCCCUGGAGUCGUAUAUAAUACUAAACAAUUUCGCAAUGCUCUUCAUCAGUUUUCCACAUCUUCUCUGUCAAUGUCUUGGCACGGAUUUGAAGACCACCAGUCGUCAAUUAAAUAUUUUGAAGUCAGCAUUGUAGAAACAGAGAGCGAUACACUGAUAAAUAGAACUGAAAGAGUACUCUUUUCAAAUGACUAUACUUUCAGAAACCUACAUUUACAACAUAACAAAAGCUACGGCAUUAGAGUACGAGCUGCUGAUUUCUUGCAACACUUCUCCCCUUAUGUCACUUCCCACCCAAUUAAAAUUGAUUCAACUCCGCCGUUUGGGGUACAAUGUGAAAAAUUUGAGGAUUUAUAUUUAGAAGUAACUGCAAUUGAAAAACAAAAACCAUUUCUCCACUCAAGAACAACUGUUUUAAGCGGUGUUGUUUCCCUGAAAAAGAAUACAAUCUACAAAAUAAGCGUCGAUGUUUUGAAAGAAUUGCACUUUAAAAUGGUUUAUUUUCAGUUGAGAAACGAAGUCAUGAAUUUAUAUUUGUCAUUGAAUGCGGACUCGAGUUAUUCUUCAAAACAUCAAUUUAUGUCUACAUAUGAGGGCGAGAUAAGUUUGAAGAUUAUAUUUGCAAGUCGACAUGACAUCAUGGAAGAAGAUAUUUUCAUAUGGCUUCAACAAUGUAGCGUUUCUUCAAUUACCCAGUCACCACUGAUAGUACGCCAAAUAAACCCUGGAUUGCUGUCUGUAUGCAGCUUUAUUUUGGAUCAAGAGAGCGACAUUGAAAACGUUUUAAUUGGAGCUGGUACAACUAAAGGCGGAUAUCAAAUACAAUCUCUUUUACCUGUCUCUUCAUUCAAUCAUGGCGUUGUAGAAACGGAGUCUCCCCAUGGAAGUCGUAUCUAUAUCACAGCUGUUGCAAGAAACAAUGCGGGGCAGUGGUCAAAGUUUUCACAAGAAAUAACAUUGGACCAUACCCCGCCUAUUAUAAGUAAUUUCACAGUGGAAAUCCAGAAUUAUGAAACAGGAGAGGAAAGGACGCAUGUGGCAAAAAUGUCGUUAUCCAACUCCACAACAAGACUCCACAGUGAAACUCGGGUGGUGGCAUCAUGGAAUGUAAGCGAGGAGGAAAGUGAACUUGUAUCCUGUUUUUGCUCUGUUGGUCCUUUGAAAGAAUCAAUGGGAAGAAUUUGGCAACAAAGCAUUGAUAGAUCGCAGUGUGAAAUAUCUAAUCUGACCUUUGAUCAUGGAGCAAAAGUAGAAGUAUCUGUCAAAUGCAUAAACAAAGUACAGCUAAUGGAAGUAAAAAAGGCGGGACCACUUACAAUAUAUCACGAAGCCCCGAACUCUGAUUUGACAUCUUUAUCGUUUUAUCCCGACAACCGUUAUACUGUUCUGGAGGGCAAUGCCAAUUUGAAAGUACAGUCAAAUUUAACCCAUGUUGAUUUUACUUGGGGUUUAUUCGAUGACCUGUCAGAAGACGUCAACUACGAAACGCGUGUAAGAAAGGAUGACAAUGUAAUUGCACCUUGGGAGUCGGUUGGUCUUAGAAACAGUGCAUCGAGAAAAAUAAACCACAUGGGGAGAGCAGAUACCUUUUUUGUGGACGUCCGUGCAAUCAACAAUGGUGGUUUCCAAAGUCCUCCAAUCAACGCCUCCAUUAUUCUCGAAUAUAAACCGCCUACCUUGACGGGAGUACCAGCGGGAUACCUUCUGGAUAAUGGAAGUUGCUCCAUAAAGUGGACGAACGUGUUCUCGCCGAGUGUCUACGGUCCUAUGGUGUACCAAGUAUCGGUUGGUUCCAGAAACGGAACCUCUGAUAUCCAGUCACCAAUCUUCACAAUGGCACAGGAAAUAAACGUUGAGUGGAGCCCUGACCAAUCACAGCAUGAAGUGUUUGUUAACAUCCUGGCUUUUGGAUCGAAUGGCGAAUUUUCGCGUUACAACACACAUUUUUUUGUCCGCUAAAACUAAAUUCAUCUGAUGCAUAAUUAUUCUUGCGCGAUUUAUGUUGUACUUUAUAUUUUAGUCUAGAAUUUAACAUUAAAAUAUGUUUGAAAGCAGCAAA